Molecule: messenger RNA, 977 nt
Organism: Paraglomus occultum
Lineage: Eukaryota; Fungi; Glomeromycota; Glomeromycetes; Paraglomerales; Paraglomeraceae
Source: the annotation of a GenBank genome assembly
AUCAAAUCAACCUGGAGUCUAGCAUGCUAGCUUCAACUCACCCCGAUCUAGAAGGUAAACUUUGCCAAUCGGCGAAACGUACACGAGCUACGUUCCUUGGGACAAAGACACCAGGACUAAUACCAGGAUUGGCACUUGCUGUGUUGGCGACGACGAAAGGUUGGUUGAUCAAGGCGGAAGAGUCGGAGCCAAGAAAUCAGAUCGGAAUGGAGGGGAACGUUGUUGAAAUUACAAGCGCGAAUGGAGCAGCCAAUGAAGAAAGUCAAACGAAAGUUACUGGUGGGAAUUUAUAUCCGAAUGCUACUGUCUCAGAGACAGGCGUUCAACAGAUACUGGACGAGCUCGAGUCGGCUAAAGCAAUAUUUGCAAGAAUCAUCAAAACUUCCCACGGCGUUAUCGCCAUACGACAACAGGCUGGGUUCCGAGCCACUCCCGAAGCCGCUAAACCCAUAGGCUCGUCAUCAGACACCAAGACUACAGAAACCCAAUGGCAUCCACCUUGGAAAUUUAUGCGAGUAGUUUCAGGGCAUCUGGGCUGGAUGCAAAUCAGUCAUCGCCGCUUUUAUGGAUUCGACCAUACGUCUCUGGGAUUCUUAGCUGCUGGCAAGGCGAUGGUCACGCUUACGCAUCACAAGAAAUCCGUUCGUGCUCUCACGUUACAUCCAACAGAGUUUGCGUUUACCAGUAGGAGUGCGGAAAAUAUAAAACAAUGGAAGGUUCCCGGAGAAUUGUUUAUACAGAAUUUUGAAGGUCACAAGGCAAUUAUUAAUUACUUGACUGUAAAUGUCGAUAAACGUAUUAUUCUCGGGUGGUAUGGAGUUAUCGUGAUGAUGGCACAAUGGCGUUCUGGGGUUGGAAAUCCUAAUAUAAAUUUCAAGCGCUUGAAACCACCGCGCAACCAGAAUCUGAAGCAGGCAUAUUUGCGUACCCCGGAAACACAUCCGAUACAAUGGAAACCGUCGCUCGCACGCACAUGA